This is a messenger RNA of Rotaria socialis, 1206 nucleotides long. Lineage: Eukaryota; Metazoa; Rotifera; Eurotatoria; Philodinida; Philodinidae. The record is from the annotation of a GenBank genome assembly.
AUGCUAUACAUGCCAGCAACCACAUUAGCGACACCAUUAGUCCUGCAAGAAACUAAAACAGUGCCAUUUUUACCGCAGUAUUAUAUGGUACCAACAACAACAACAACAACAACAACAAUGAUUCCGACAGCAUCAUUUCUUAAUACAACAUUUGCUUAUCCAACUUACGGCAUAUUGACUAAAACAAUUGAAAAACCUCCAACUGUUGAAGUUAAACAACCUCCUCAACAGAUUAUACACCAUUAUCCAUCAUCAUGCUCUACAAAUCAUUAUAGUGAUUGUUGCGACUUAUGCUGUCCAUGGAAAGAUCAAUCGCCUAAUUCUUCUAAUCAACGAUCACGGUCGCGAUCACAAUCACAAUCACGAUCUCGAUCUCGAUCACAUUCUCCGCCGACAUGUGACCAAGAACGUUAUUCUCGUUGUGAUCAAUACGAUGGAUCGAAAUGUAAUCCUAAUGUUGAAACUGUCGAUGAAAAAAUCGCACGUAUUCGACGUGAACUACAUUUAAAUUCAGCAUCUAGACAUGACAAAUCAACAGAAACCAUCGAUUAUUAUCAUCGACGACCAUCACCACCACCACCAAUAACUCUAGAACAACGUAUACCCUACAAACAACAUUACGAUGCACCAAAGCCACGUCGACGCAGUACAUCAUCAAACAGAGCAUCAUCGUUACCACGUGAACCAUGGCGUUCAUCAAAUCAAAAUGAUUAUGCAUGGCGAGAUGCUCAUAUGCCUGCUUAUCGUGCAGCUACAUUAAAUCGUUCACAAACAUCACUUAAUGAAUCUCACCAAUCGCAUGAAACAGCCCAUCAACGUAGCCAUUUAAAUGCAGAACAUCGAUCGACAACUAAUUGUAAUAAUAAUUAUGUCUACCGGCCAAAGUCUGAAGUUGAAACUCGUAAAUAUUACAUACAAACAACAGGUAAAAAUCCUGAUCAUGAAGUCUGUCAAGCCUUACAUCCUAAAACAGCGACAUAUUAUUCUACUGGAUCCUGCUAUGAUACACAAUCACAUACUAAAACUCAUUCAUUCUAUUCGGAGGUUCCAAAAACAACAUAUGCACCGAAACUAGUUGAUUUAACACCAUCUCAUAAUUCAUAUACAAGCAAUGAUCAAUGUAUACAUAUUGUACCAAAAAAUGGUAGUACAUUAGAUCCACCCUACUUAAAAAUUUAUAACGCACCUGUUACAUAUCUUCAUUAA